Engraulis encrasicolus (European anchovy) is the source of this 2813-nucleotide messenger RNA. RefSeq names its product SET and MYND domain containing 4 (gene smyd4). Gene Ontology annotation, biological process: heart development. The coding region runs from base 33 to 2576 and encodes 847 amino acids. NCBI's taxonomy places the organism in Eukaryota, Metazoa, Chordata, Actinopteri, Clupeiformes, Engraulidae. Gene Ontology annotation, molecular function: histone deacetylase binding. The record is from RefSeq and is a predicted model, not a curated record. Gene Ontology annotation, cellular component: nucleus; cytoplasm. The transcript has 10 exons.
AGGUGACAGAUGUGCAAAGAAACACAUGUCUGAUGGAUUUACCUUGUCCAGACUGGAUCAAACAUGCAGAACAGAUAUGGAGCCGUCUGUAUCCCGACCAGAAGAAAACGUUCUCCACCCAGUUAGACAUAGAUGAAAUGUUUGACUUUGGACAGUCCCAUACCACGCCAGAUGAUGUGCGGAUAAUGUCCGAUAUCGGCAGGACUACACCGGUGCAGAAGUGUGCUCAGAGUGCCCUGACGCUUAGAGAAAGAGGCAAUGGUAGCUUCAAGAAGAAGGACUACACUUCAGCUGUACUACACUACACUCAGGGGGUGUGCCAUGCUCCGGGGGACUCUGAGCAGCUGGCACUUUGCUACGCCAAUCGAUCUGCCGCCCUCUUCCACCUCAGGCGCUACCAGGAGUGUCUGGAGGACAUUAGCAGGGCGCUGGAGCACGGCUACCCCUCUCACCUGCAGCCCAAGCUCCUCAGCAGGAGAGCCCAGUGCCAGGCCUGCCUCCCCUCACACCAGCCUGGGCAGGACGGAGCAUCAACCACCCUCCACAGUCCCACUCUCACUCCCACUUCCACACCCAGCUCCAAUUCUAGACCACAGACACAGGGCAGCCAACCCCACGCAUCGUCCCCCCUGAUGGGGUUGAGCCUGAGAUUCAGCCCUGAGAAAGGACGCCACCUGGUGGUGGUGGAGGGUAGGCGUGCAGGAGAGGUGCUGUUGGAGGACCAGGCUUUCAGCUGCGUGCUGAUCCCAGGAGAGGGGCUCCGAGGCGGGCAAGAGCAGGGGGACGACCGGGGAGUGGGCAUGGGGCUCAGGAAGGGGGCCGGAGGAGCCAAGAAAGAGACCUUUGGCACAGAAGAGAGAUGCUGCCAUCGCUGCCUGCGCCCCUCGCUGUGCCUGGUUCCCUGCCCCGGCUGCAGCUACACCCGCUACUGCCAUCGGCCAUGCCAGCAGCAGGCUUGGAAGGAGCACCACCGGUGGGAGUGCCCCCUAGGGGCCGAGUUGAGGGCCGCGGGGGUGCUGGCACAGCUGGCACUCAGGGUGGCACUGAAGGCCGGACUGCAGCGGGUACAGAGGGCACGAGACACACAGCAACAGCGUGAGACAAGGAGACAAUCAGACCAGGAAGUACUUGAGGAGUCGAAGGACGACAUUGGCAGAGGGAACACUUCUGGUCCUCACACCCAGGAAGUAUGUGGGAAUGGGAAGGACAGCAUUGGCAAAGGCAACACUUGUGGUACUGACACCACUACAUCUCCACUCGCUUGUGUACAAGCAGGGUCAUCCACUCUACCAGCACAUGAACCUACCAUGACCUAUGACCCUAGUAUGGGUUGUCAUGGUGAUAUGUAUCAGCGUGUUUACAGUCUGCUGCCACACGUGGAGGGACACCCUGCCAGCCUUCGCUUCCUGUAUGCUGUCACCAUGGCAACGCUGUUCCAAGCACUGCGGCAGGCAGGCCCUCCUCCUCCUUCCUGGGGAGGCGGGGACUGUAAUAUGAGUGACGGCUGUUCUGUCCAAUCAGCUGGAGAGGAUGGUGCGUGCGACGCCUGGAGGCCAGAGCUGAGCAUGCUGGGAGCUACGGCUCUGAGGCACCUCUUGCAGCUCAGGGCCAACGCACAGGCCAUCAUCACCGAGAGAGUGGCAGACAACAGCAGCGAUGCAGCUGUGCAGGCGAGCCAGGAGGUGCGUUUGGGCACGGCUAUCUUCCCCACUCUCAGCCUCCUGAACCACGCUUGCCGACCCAACACCAGCCUCGCCUUUGACCCCUGUUGCCGUGGGAACUCAUCCGAGGGCACCUCCCCGCACCUGGUGUCAUCCCCAGACUCCUCUGUCACGGGAGUGUCUGUGACGGUGCGCGCCUCCAGGGACCUCAGGGAUGGAGAGGAGCUGCUGCAUUGCUACGGUCCCCACUGCAGCAGGAUGGAGGUGCAGGAGAGACAGCGCCUCCUGCUGGACCAGUACAUGUUCACAUGCCAGUGUGAGGCCUGCCUGCAAGACCUGCAGUCACCAGCAGAGGGCCUCAGUGCUAAAAGUCACUACAAGUGUCCCAAAUGUGCCAAGGCUUUGCAGGCGAAGGCUGGCAUGUAUGUGUGUGUGCAUAAGGGCUGCUCUGGGCAGGUGAGCAGGGAGCAGUUAGAGGGCAUCCUGAGGACCCUGAAGGCUCUGCUGGACCAGGCUCUGGAGCUCCUGGACAUGGACCAACCAGAUGAGGCUCUGCCAUUUCUUCAUGAGGCGAUGAAUAAAGCGAGGCGCCACCUGCUGGACACUCACAGACUGCAUGGCCAGCUCAGUGACGCCUCAGCCAGAGCUUACGCCAGCAUGGGUAUGUGGAGUGAGGCGGCAUCUCACCUAAGAGUGAGUGUGGAGUCUGUGCGUGGCCAGUUUGGAGAGGACAGCGUGGAGCUGGGACAGCAACUCUUCAAACUCACACAGCUACACUUCAACGGAGGGCAGGCUGGCCCAGCGCUGUGUGUGUUGGCUGAGGCUCGCCGGGUUCUCUCCCUCCACCGACACACACACUCUGAGGAGCUGCAGGAGCUACAGGCCAUGGAGGACUGCCUGAGAGGCUCACGCUAAACACACAUACACACACACACACACACACACACACACACACACACACACACACACACACACACACACACACACACACACACUCUGAGGAACUCUGGGAACUACAGGCCAUGAAGGACAGGCCAUGAAGGAGAGUCAUACUGAACACACACACACACACACACACACACACACACACACACACACACACACACACACACACACACACACUCUGAGGAACUCUGGGAACUACAGACCAUG